Symphalangus syndactylus (siamang) is the source of this 2941-nucleotide messenger RNA. It is a transcript of the gene RAB3IL1, whose product is annotated as RAB3A interacting protein like 1. Gene Ontology annotation, biological process: exocytosis. The record is from RefSeq and is a predicted model, not a curated record. Gene Ontology annotation, cellular component: Golgi to plasma membrane transport vesicle. Gene Ontology annotation, molecular function: guanyl-nucleotide exchange factor activity. NCBI's taxonomy places the organism in Eukaryota, Metazoa, Chordata, Mammalia, Primates, Hylobatidae.
UGCCCUUCUAGGCCCUGCCUCAGCUGGGCAGGAAGAAGGAGACCCAGCUUGGCUGGGGGCAGUGGGCAGGGGGCCCCGGGGUAAGUCAGCCAGGCCUGGAUGCUGCCUCCAGGCUUUAUGUGGGACACCUGCCAGCCCACACCCCUCUCUUGGGCCAGUCACAGAACAAAUAGGGCAGAGGCCAAGAAAGAAAAGGAGGGGGCUUGGCAUAGCUGGACAGGGGUGCUGGGGGACACUGCCAGUCCAGGGCCCGGAAGCCAGACAGACAACAGCACCUCCACCCUGAGCUCAGGCAGCCCUGAUCCCUGAAGGGCGGAGUAGACUCAACAUUUAAAGAGAUGGAAACAUAAGCCCUGGGCACCACAGAAAGACGACAGAAACCAGGAAAGGCAGGAGAGGCUGGGAUACACCUAGGUCCAGCUUCAUCAAACCCAGUCCUGCCCAUGACAACAGAACAGCAUGGAAUAGACAAGAGCUGGACCAACUAGAGACACGAGGCAAGAGGAUCCACUGUGCUGCGAGGUCCCCCAUGGACUCUGCCAGGCUGCAGCCAGCCAGAAAGCAAUGAAGGACCACCAAGGAUGUCGGGCCGCUGCAAGGAUGAACAGAGUCUGAGAUUGCACGUAAAGAUCCUAGCACAGUCUCCAGUUCACCCCACAUUCUGCCACCUUGGAACCCACCCCAGCCAGACCAGGGCCUCCCACCGCCGCUUGCAGCUGUCCCGGUCCCCUGGAAGAGCACGGACCCCUGCCAAGGCCACAGGGAGUCCCCAGGAGCCCUGGUGGAGACCUCUGCAGGGGAGGAGGCCCAGGGCCAGGAGGGCCCCGCAGCCGCCCAGCUGGACGUGUUGCGCCUGCGCAGCUCUUCCAUGGAGAUCCGAGAGAAGGGCUCCGAGUUCCUGAAGGAGGAGCUGCACAGAGCGCAGAAGGAGCUGAAGCUAAAGGACGAGGAAUGUGAGCGGCUGUCCAAGGUGCGGGAGCAGCUAGAACAGGAGCUGGAAGAGCUGACGGCCAGCCUGUUCGAGGAAGCUCACAAGAUGGUUCGAGAAGCCAACAUGAAGCAGGCAGCAUCAGAAAAGCAGCUGAGGGAGGCUCGGGGCAAGAUCGACAUGCUGCAGGCAGAGGUGACAGCCUUGAAGACGCUGGUCAUCACGUCCACACCAGCCUCUCCCAACCGCGAGCUUCACCCCCAGCUGCUGAGCCCCACCAAGGCCGGGCCCCGAAAGGGCCACUCUCGCCACAAGAGCACCAGCAGCACCCUCUGCCCCGCCGUAUGUCCUGCUGCGGGACACACCCUCACCCCAGACAGGGAGGGCAAGGAGCCCGGGCUGGCCCCGCUGCUCUCCCUGCUCCUCUGCGUGGUCCCCAGCAAGGCAGUUCACCUCACCUACGAGCCGGCUUGGCCGCUCCCACCUGGGGAGCCCCCAGCCCCCGCCUCCACUCCCUCUCCCUCCUUUUCCCGGCAGGUGGACACAAUCCUGUUUGCAGAGUUCCAGGCCUGGAGGGAAUCCCCCACCCUGGACAAGACCUGCCCCUUCUUGGAAAGGGUGUACCGGGAGGAUGUGGGCCCCUGCCUAGACUUCACUAUGCAGGAGCUCUCGGCGCUGGUACGGGCCGCCGUGGAGGACAACACGCUCACCAUUGAGCCGGUGGCUUCGCAGACGCUGCCCGCAGUGAAGGUGGCCGAGGUUGACCGCAGCACCAACACAUGUGCCCUGAGCGGGCUGACCCGCACCUGCCGCCACCGAAUCCGGCUCGGGGACUCUAAAAGCCACUACUACAUCUCGCCAUCUUCCCGGGCCAGGAUCACCGCAGUGUGCAACUUCUUCACCUACAUCCGCUACAUCCAGCAAGGCCUGGUGCGGCAGGACGCAGAGCCCAUGUUCUGGGAGAUCAUGAGGCUGCGGAAGGAGAUGUCACUCGCCAAGCUCGGCUUCUUCCCUCAGGAGGCUUAGGGCGCAGCCCAGGCCUGAAGGGGAGCUCUGAGACAGAGCAAACACCCACCCCAGAACAAGCCGCCACACAGGGAGACGGGGGCCUGGAUCCAGCCCUGAGCCAGAGGCAGAAUGGAUGGACAGACAGGCCAUGGAGGCGGCACUGAGCCAGCACCACACGUCCAUCCUGGGACAGACAGAGGGACAGACGGGCCUGGACUUCACGGCAAGACCCCCCUCUCUUUCCCACUGGGUUCUGCCACCACCAGGAGGAUUUCAAGAAAGCAUCAAAGACCAGGGAGCUCGGAUCCAUACUCGGGGGCCCUCAGCCCUUGGGAAGGGACACCUGAGGCAGCCAGCGCCACCUCCCCAGUCCCCAGAACCGCCUGCAGGUGCCUUGUUGCCAGCAUGUCUUCAGAAAGGGACUGUUCCGGGUGGCUGGAUCUCCAGGGUACCCUCCACCCCAGCUGCCAAGCCCUGGGCCAGCGGCACCCCCUUGUGGCCAUCCCGUGCCUUGUUCCCGGUGGCCUCCCUAUUGGACUACUAGGAGGGGCUGGCAGGGCCUCCAUAGCACAGAGCUGCCCCAAAGCCUUGUUAAGAUGAGUCAAGGCCCCUCCCCCACUUCCUCCCUUCCUUUCCCCCUUCCUCCCUCCCCCUUCAUAAAGGCCUCCCUUGUCACCUUCCCUCCCACCCCAUCUCAGCCCUGUGCUCCUGGAGGCCCUGCUCCCAAAACCGCUGGAAGGACUGGGGCACUUUCUCCCACAGUAGAACACAGACAGGGUUUCAGAUCGCCCACGCCUGUUUUCAGCUGUGGGUGGCCAUGCAGAUGCGCCCUGGCAUGUGGGGCCUGGGUGGGCAGGCAGGACCUGGGCCCUCCCACCCAUCAGAGCCCACUCGGGACCAGGGUUUGGAGCUCCCACCUGGACACAUCCCUCACCACGUCCGGAUUUCCUUCUUUGGAUGGAAUGUAAUACGAUCUCUAUUUAAUAAAGGAAGGCUUUGUUGGUA